UUUCGUUUUGUGUACUCUCUCUGGCUUGCAGUUAGGGUCGCGGGAGUCAGCGCUUGAAAUCGACGGCUUCUUAUAGUCGAAGAAACGGACGUCUCUGUUUUGAGGUCUCAAAAAGAACACUGUCAUCGUAGUAGAGAAGCCUGUGGAAAUCCAGAGUUAAAAUGUCAUUCCCGACAACAUCCAGCGGGCAUUAGUGGGUAGAUGGGGCAGCGAAAACAAUGAGCCCGUGUGUGCCGGCAAGAUGCAGCCACCGCCGGACGACCGGAACGUGUGGGAUGUGACACUUUUUCGAGCUUUGUUUGGUGCAUAGUGCAAAGCAUAACCAUUAUGGGAAGCAGAGUGGUGCAUGAAGCUGGCCCCGGUGGCUGAACAGGGCUGCAAAGAAUGCACUUCUCCAGGGUGGUAAUCAGUAAACUCUGUUUCUUGCUGUCCCUCGCCUUUUCUGCCUUCCUACUGGUCCUGAUUCCAGGCCUCCAGCCUCUUCGAAGAUCAGGUCACCUUCCCCAGCCAAGGCCUCAGAAUAAGUCAGGCGGGGGACAAGGAGGCAGCAGCAUGUGGACUCCGGCGGGGUUGAAAACCCACAAUGACAAGUCUAUAGCUGUAACAUGGGGAAGAAAAAGUAAGGCUGGAAACUCUGAAUUCAUGGGCAGAAACGUCAGUGGUCAUGACCCUCCAAGGAGAGGAGCACUGGAUUUAAACCACCAGCAGCAAUUGCCCAGUAAUGAACCCUUACAUUUAGAGGACAUUUUUAUUGCUGUGAAAACAACAAGGAAAUAUCACAAGUCUCGGCUAGAUCUGCUGUUUCAGACCUGGAUAUCGAGAGCCAACGAAGAAACUUUCAUAUUUACAGAUGGAGAAGACAAAGACCUCAGAAUAAAAGCAGGAGAUCGUCUGAUUAACACCAACUGUUCAGCCGCUCACACUCGUCAGGCCCUGUGCUGCAAGAUGUCUGUGGAAUACGACAAGUUCAUUGAAUCAGGGAAAAAGUGGUUCUGCCAUGUGGACGAUGACAACUAUGUCAACCUUGUCGGUCUGAUACGCUUACUGUCCAGGUAUUCCCACACUCAAGAUGUGUAUCUUGGGCGACCCAGCCUGGAUCACCCCAUAGAGGCACCGGAAAGAGUCAAAAGUGAUGGCCUGGUAUCAGUAAAAUUCUGGUUUGCAACAGGUGGUGCUGGAUUCUGCAUAAGCCGUGGAUUGGCCCUAAAAAUGAGUCCUUGGGCCAGCUUGGGGAACUUUAUCAGCACUGCAGAGAAAAUUCGACUCCCUGACGACUGCACCAUUGGCUACAUUAUUGAGGCCUUACUGGAGGUUCAAAUGAUUCACAGUCAUCUCUUCCACUCUCACCUAGAGAAUCUACAGCGACUUCCUACUGAGGCCGUACUUCGACAGGUAACACUAAGCUAUGGUGGCGCUGAAAACAGGAGAAAUGUUGUCAGUAUAGGAGGAGCUUUUACUUUGCAGGAGGACCCAUCAAGGUUCAAGACAAUCCACUGCCGUCUUUACCCAGAUACUGAAUGGUGCCCAAGCCAGAAGAGGACGUGAUGUCAAGCAUUCUGUCCACACCUGGAUGUCUGAAUCUGUUUUCAGAAAACUUUUUUUUUUUUUUUUUCCCCAAUGAGUUCUUUUGAGAUGAAAACAAACUCCUUAAUUUAUAAAAAUGUUGUAUAUAACGCAAUGAAAAAGUUAUUUAAACUAAAAAUCACCAUAAAGACAAAAACAGCAGCACUGGGGAUCUCCAGGAGAGCACGAAUCAAGAUUUUCAUUAUUUUGUUCAGGAAUUUGGAGAAACGAGGCGACUAAUGGCACCGGCUGGUGUCUGCAGAUGUCAAGCUUAUUCACAGGAUGGAAAUUCAAAUUUGAAACUGGAAGUGACAACCGUAAUUACUCCACUCUGCAGGACAGCGUGGUGUUUGAUCUUUUAUGCAUGUUUCUAGGCUUUCUUUUUCUAAGCCUAGCUGAAAGGUUUAUAUAUAUAUAUAUAAUUUCUUUUUCUGUAAACUUAGUUUGCAUUACAAUUUUAUGUUGUAGUCAUUUUUGUGGUAUGGUUAAUUUGGUGCAAUAUACAAUAAGUGGAAGGAUCUUUAAAAGCGCAUUUGCUGCUAUUUGUUGUUCUUGAAGCAAAUCGUUUUUUUUUUUUUUUUUUAUAAAAUGUAAAAAUGAAGUAUGAAGAAUGAAGGUCUUACAUUUCUAUAAAUUCUGCACACGUAAUCCUUCAGGUUGCUCUGUGCAUGUAUUGGUGCUCAGCUAGAAAACACCAUUUUCUUUAAGGGGGUAGACAAUCUUUCCACUUUUUUGGGAUUGUGAAGACCAGCGUGCAAGUGAAUGCGUUUCUUUCAUGACUUGUGUUUCGUUAGUUUUACAGUACCUGCUCGUUCCUGCUUGGAGUCACAGAGGGAUAACUUGGCGCUAAGCGGAAUUGAGCCACGCUGCGUAGACCACACACAUCCGCUUCAUAUUGUUCACUGCUUUCCACUCUUCAGCAUACGUGAGACACAUUUGCAGUCUUCUUCAGUGACAGCAGUCCUGCGGGGUAAGACAGAAAAGAUGAGCAGGAGCCGUUGUUAGCGCUGCCAGGGAAUAGUCAUUGCUGAGGUUCAGAUUAAGAGAAACUUAUCCUUGAACUAUCGUCACACAUCUGAUUGGCAGCAAAGAGGUUGACAGAAGUGUUUGACGGGAGUGGUGUCCACAUUCUGAUAACUACGAGUGCACGCACUCCCAAGGCCACCUGUUUGCUUUGUGACUGCCAGGCAUUGAAUCUGUGGAAACCGAGGGCUUUCAAUAAUAGCAUGGAGGUUGUUCUCUCUCUGCCUCCUCUUUUCUUCUUCUUAGAGACAGCUGGACUGGCAUUUUGAAGAAAAAGAAUGCUGAUCAUGAGCCCCGAGCCCCCCAGCUGCCCUAACUAAGAAGACAGCACUGUGAGUGUCAGUAACUGCGUCCGCAUUACCUAGAAACCACUGCGCGUGUAAUAAAUUCAGGCCCUGUUACAAAUGAGCACAACUCCUUAAGCAUGAAAGUAAGUGGAAACGUGGGCACAUUGUUCUGUCGUAGAAACAGACUGCCGGCUUUACCAAAGGAUAAGAAAAAACAACACUUUUUAAGCCAUCUUUUAAAUAUACAUCAGCUGUUUAUGUGCCGUUAUGUCAGAAGGAGGUCGUGAAUUUUGAAAAUUUGGAGCGCUCAAGUGUUUAAAAGGCCAGGCAACGCAGGAGGGAGCGGGUUCAUCAGUUUUAAAAAGUGUUUUCCUGUGGCAUUCAUGAAUAAAAAUGAAUAAUAACAAGUAGACCUUAAAAAAAGAAAGCUUCAACUUGUAAGUACUGUGUAUGCUUUUUCGCCCGAGAGCUUUCACUUUCAAAUGAGCCCUAAGUGCUUCAAGGGAAGGAAAAACUUAACAGCAUGUUUCCGAAUAUGCAAUUAAUUUUCAAUUCUACCUGCUGCCAAGGCAGUUCUUUUGUGUUGCAGCUUUUCAAUUCCUGCUUUUUUUUGUGACAACUGCACAAUCUCCAUAGUUAGGAAGGCUGCCUAUAAAGAGAACAUUCUGGGGCAUAGUAUGGGUCUGACUGUUGCUUUUUCUCUCGUUAUCUUUUUAUGGAUUUAACGUUAAUUCUUAGCCUACAAAAGGUGUACUUUUCAAAGUUGGCUGCAUUGUAUUGGAAUUCUUUGCACAAGGGAGGUACUGAACAGGCUGAUGCAGAAAUGUAUGUAAUGCCGCAUACUUGUUUUGGGGAGCCAAAAACGUGAAUUCAAAUAAAAGUCAAAUGCCAAAACGAA
This is a messenger RNA of Erpetoichthys calabaricus (reedfish), 3771 nucleotides long. RefSeq names its product RFNG O-fucosylpeptide 3-beta-N-acetylglucosaminyltransferase (gene rfng). The record is from RefSeq and is a predicted model, not a curated record. Gene Ontology annotation, molecular function: O-fucosylpeptide 3-beta-N-acetylglucosaminyltransferase activity. Gene Ontology annotation, biological process: regulation of Notch signaling pathway; pattern specification process. The transcript is spliced from 9 exons. Lineage: Eukaryota; Metazoa; Chordata; Cladistia; Polypteriformes; Polypteridae. Bases 385 to 1545 code for a protein of 386 amino acids. Gene Ontology annotation, cellular component: Golgi membrane.